AUGGAGGAAAUAGCGGCGCUAUUAAGCUCUUCUACGACAAAACAACGAUUAGCAGGAAUUACAGGGCUUUUAGCACAAUUACGUCGACAAAAGGGUGUUGUUGAGCCCUCUGCGACAUUAAUUACGCAUAUUUUGCAGUGUUUACGUGAUCACAACUCAAAAAUAACCAUGGGUGCAUUGGAAAUACUUGAGUUACUGCUCGCGCACGUGUCUGAGAACACACUACCACGGUCAUCUUGGAAGCUGCUGUGGUUGAGUCUCAUGGAGCGACUGGGAGACAACAAAUUGCCAGUACGGGAGAAAGCGGUACAUGUGAUUGUAGAGGUUUCGAUCGUGCUGGAUGUGUCACUUGUGCUCGAGAAGCUUCAACUUUGUAUGAAGCAUAAGAACUGGCGUACACGUGAGCAGAGUUUGCAUGCAAUAUGGAGAUGUUUAGAGAAACACAAGUUGUUUAAAGAAAAGCAGGACGAGCUGUUAGAUGAUGUGCUGAAAUUACUGGAAGACUCGUCGAAAGAUGUGCGCAAUGCAGCUAUGACGACGCUGGAAAAGUUUUACGUGUAUAUUGGUCCCUCACUUUUGACCGAUCUCCAGGAUAAGAGCAUACGAGCAGGACACAUGGCGACGCUCGAAGAAAGGUUUGAGCAGAUUCCACUAUAUAGUCAAAGCUCUCGCUCAUGCGCAAGUGUUGCACAAUCCCACGACAAUGCGUCAACAUCAAGUAGUGUUGCAGCUCCUGGUGUUGGCCUUCCAGAAACAUUGUCAUCAAUGCUGUCAUCUUACGAUCUGCAGGCUUCCUCGUCGUCAUCGUCAUCGGUAGCAAGGUAUUUGGAAUCCGUUCGAAAUCGAACUUUUAAUGAGGCAAAGGCUGCUGCUGUUUCUGCUGAUGGAGAGCGAUCUUCAUCGCAAGAGUUUUCUGCAAGCAAUAAGGUUGCACAAGGCUGUAGUUCUUUUGAAACAAAUAGCGACGAUAUUUCUGACAAGGAAAUCCAGAAGCAAAUUGGAAUGAUAUUUGACAAGCUUCAGCUCGACAACGAUUGGGAUAAACGCGUUGUUGGGCUGAAGUCGUUACAGGAACUGACGAACCGAUGCGCUAAAGCAUCGAAUAGAAGAACUGCGAUCUCAUCUCUAUCUCGCGGCCUGCGCCUAAUUCGUGAGAGAUUAUGCCAACAAGUUAUUGAUUUGCGGUCUUCUGUGUCCAGAGAAGCUUGUGAAACAAUCCAGACUCUUGCCAAAACUCUUCGUGACGAGUUUAAUGCUCAUGCAGAGAUUUGCCUUGGCAAUCUGCUCAAAUCAACUUACGUGACAAUCCAGGUGAUAUCGACUGCAGCAGAUGCAACGAUUCAAACCAUGAUUAAAAGUACAAGCAACGGUUAUGCACGAGUGAUUCCCAAGUUGGUGGAGUGUGCAAAAUCUCGGAACCACGUGUUGCGAUACAAUGCGGUGUGCUACUUAACUUUGGCCCUUCAACAAUGGAGCAUCAGUUUUCUCAGCAAGCACUCGGACAUAUUUGUACCGAUUAUGCCAGUCAUUUUGCGAGACGCGCUGGGCGAUGUGCGUGCGCAAUCAAGGAAAUGCUACUGGUCUUUUCAUCAUCUGUUUCCGAACGAAGCUGAAAGCAUCUUUGCUCGUCUAGAUGGGUCGACACAAAAGAAAAUAAAAGACGAUACCUCAAGGUAUACAGCAAAAGCGGCGCGGCAGACGGAUUACAGUUCGUUAGACACUGCUGUGUCGCAAAACAAUGAAGUUGAGCUUGCAAGGUUUCGAUCUACCAACGCAUCUCAGCCACCAGUUAGCACCUCUGCUCCAGCAAAUUUGAUGACCUUCAGUGAUAACCAACCGCGCGGUCUCACCUCAGAAGAAGCGGCUACUGAGAAACUACCUAGGCGGGUCCUAGGAGGAAGCUCAAGUGAGAAUGGAUUGGAUGGUGCAGAGGAUAGCACGCAAACUUCACGAAUGCUUGCACAGCGUCCAAUGCGUGUCGGACUUGCAGCACGACCAAAACCAUUGGUUUCCCAGGAUGUUUUGGGUGUAAAUGAAACGAAGAAGAGCGCUGCUAUGGGUCCAGUUCGAGUGCGGAAUGCGCCAAAUUUGUUGCCGAUAAGGCACGCGACGGAUGAGAGCAUAGAUACAUCGCGACAAGAGUUUUCGACUACUGGACAAUAUACUAAUUCGAAGCCGGUUUCUAAAGUGCAACGAGUUCAGCGUGCAGUCGAAGCUCAUGCUCCAGCAUCGAUGGAAAUUGAUGAGAGUGAAGUUGCUGGUCCAAAACGAUUGCCAAUUGCGUCAAUGCCGUCACUGACUGCAUCAAAUGCGUUAAGCUCUAAGACCAAUAUCGUAUCGAGGGGCGAUUCCGGCGACAACAAGCAAAUGCGAGUAGCACCCGUUAAAAUGUCAGAAACAUCGAACAUUGCGCUGUUGCCAGACACAGAUCAGCUUGAGGAAGCUCUCCGGAAUUUUGAAAGCAGAUCGUGGUCUACUAGAUUGGAAGCCGCUGAGUACAUUGGAAAGUUGAUCCAGAAACGUGAUGACCAGAUUGCUAACGUGACAAGCGGAGAUCGCAAGGUCGACGGUCGAAUCAUGGUAGCGUUUAUCAAGCAUUUAGGUGAUGCUCAUUAUCGUGUCGCACAGGGCGUGCUGAAGAAUUUUUUGCCUCUCCUAAAGCUUCUCAACAGCACUCAGCUACUCCUUCCACAUUUGAAGACUAUUCUGCCAAAGCUGUUUCAAAAGUUUGUUGACACCAAAGAAUCUAUUCGGAUGGUUGCUAAAGAGAAUUUGGAACACAUUGCAUCCACAGUUGAUAGCUCAAGUCUGACUGCAGUGGUAAUAUCGAUGUUGGGAGAUGGAAGCAACAUGAAGGUUAAAGCCGCAAUGUGUCACUACUUGCGCGAGUUGUUGCCCAAAGCUGAAGGUUAUAUGAAGAACGGUGCCAACAACAGUCACAUGAGGUCAUUUUUGCUCAAAAUUGCUCUACUUGUGGAUGCUGACGUCCCAGUUUCUGUUUCAUCAGCGUGUGGUGAACUCGUCUCAGUUAGUGCACAGCAUUAUAGUCUCGAGAUGGAGGCAGCACUAGGAUUGCUUCCUCCAUCGAAGCGAUUGGUUGUUGCCAAGAUACUCAAGUCCAAAAAAAUUGUUCUUGGCAACAUUGUCUUCCAUAAACCACCACUAUCGUCAGCUCCGCAGUCAACUCAAUCUCAGGACGUGGAUAGUGAUACCCAAAACACGGAACACGCAGCGUCCAAACCAGAGAGAAGCCGGAAGCGACCAAAGUCACCAAACAUGGGUUCUUUCGGCUCUGCUCGACAGAACAGCCAAAAACGGAUUAAUACAACGUCUAAAUCAGGCACGGAGGACCAGAACAUUGACGUCCAGACAACCGACCCGGCAGGAAGUCAACAAACUAGAGAGGAAGUUGUCAAAGCUGCAUCGUCUCAAAGAUCAUUGCUCUCCUGUGCGUUGCCUUCACCGAGUGCAGCUUUUGUGGACAAGAAUCGGAACCAAGUAGUCGAAGACAUGCUUGAUAUUCUCGAGCAAACGAAUACAUCGGAGAUGGAAGUGAAGCACGCACUUUAUAAGACGUUGCAUGGUAUCAAGAUCACAUCAUCCGAGACUUGGGAUCGCUGUUUCCAGCGGCUACUUUUACUGUUAUUAGAUGGUGCGAUCGAGAAAAAUAUAAACGCAUUGAAAGUGCUCCAAACACUUGUUCUCGCGCAGCCGUGUCGGGCCCAAGUGUUUUCCAAGCUGCUUCUUGAACGUUUAAUUGAUGCACUAGGUGAUCAAAGUGAUGUGGCAAGUCAUUUGAUAGAACGUAUUUUACAUGAUGUCGUAAGCAAAGCCAAGGACUAUGAGCAGAUACUCUCCAUAUUGAUUACGCUCCUCUCAAGCAAAUCUCCACCAGUGCUUCAAGUAAUCCUACGUCUCGUCACAUUGUGUUUACAACAAUGCGAACAAUGUGACACUCGAGAUGUGACAUUUUUGCGUCAACAUGAGAUGGUCGACGACUCUUUAUUGAGCGUGUUGACAACAUGUCUCAGCCACUCGAGCUCUAAUGUUCGGAAACAUGCAGUGGAUUGUCUCGUUGCAUUAUAUUUCGCACUGCUGGAUGAUCGCGUAAUCGUGACGAAAUAUCUGACGGUAAAAGUUGACGAUACGUUGCAACGACUGGUGGAGAUUUUCAUUGAUCGUGCCAAGAUAGAACGUCAUCAUGUUGGACUUUCACCUUAUAAAACCAAAAAGACGUUUUCCGUCAGUCGAGGUGCUGAGACAGCAGCUAAAGGUAUUCGAGCUGUUGAAGAGAUUUGUAGCGAUAUUUUUCAAGGAACUUUUCAACCAGUUUUUUGUGAAACGGCACAAGAAGAUUCAAUGGCCAUCAAGACGACAGAGGAAAUUGCUGCUCUAGUGGUUAAAUGGACUGAAAAGAAAUAG
Peronospora belbahrii is the source of this 4422-nucleotide messenger RNA. NCBI's taxonomy places the organism in Eukaryota, Oomycota, Peronosporomycetes, Peronosporales, Peronosporaceae. The record is from the annotation of a GenBank genome assembly.